This is a messenger RNA of Pygocentrus nattereri (red-bellied piranha), 1577 nucleotides long. Its product is annotated as CD276 antigen-like. The transcript has 5 exons. Lineage: Eukaryota; Metazoa; Chordata; Actinopteri; Characiformes; Serrasalmidae. The coding region runs from base 282 to 1115 and encodes 277 amino acids. The record is from RefSeq and is a predicted model, not a curated record.
UCAGUGCAGCUCAGUCUAUGUACGCUCUCAACAUCUCCUUGCCAGCUGGCUUCUGAGUCUCUUGAUGAGCCCGUGGCUUCUGAGUCUCCUGCCCGCAGUUUCAGCAUCUCCAGACCUGCCUGUGGUCUGCUGUUCCUGCUCCCAGGGCCGCUCCCGUUCCUGCUCCCAGGGUUGUUCCUGUUCCUGCUCCCAGGAUUAUUCCUGUUCCUGCUCCCAGGGCCGCUCCAGCUCAGCCUCCUGUAUCAUCUGCUGUCCUGUCUCAGAAAAAAAGAUGUUUCAGGAUGAGAUGCUUUCUAUUUUGGAUGGCUGUCACAAUCCUAGUUAGAAGAGUGCAGCAUCCAGUUUCCCCGGCAGCUGUGGCAGCACCUGGUGGUAAUGCCACCCUGGAGUGCUCUUUCUCUACCAGCAAAAACCUCAAUCUAACCAACCUCAUCAUUAACUGGCAGCACGGAGAGACGGUGGUCCACAGCUUCUAUCUUGGCCAAGACCAGCUAGACAGGCAGGGGCAGGCUUACAAAGGGCGGACACAUCUGUUUAAGGACGAGUUACUGGAAGGAAAUGCAUCACUGAGGUUAAUCAGGAUGCAGCCGGAUGAUGAGGGAGAGUACUCCUGCUACGUCAACAAUGAGCAAGAUAGUACAACCAGAAGGCUAAAGGUCAUAUUGGCUGCACUCUUUGAUGAGCCCCUCCUGUCUUUGCAGCCUACAUGUGACAGCAUCAAUAUCACCGCCACCUUGUCCAAUGGUUUUCCCCAGCCUGAAAUCAGAUGGUUUGACUCCUCUGGUAGAGACAUAUUGCAGACCUCCACUAUUCAGCUGGACACCAGGGGGCGCUAUAAGGUGUCUAGCACCAUCAGCUCCAGGCAAAAUGCCAUAGAGACAAUCACCAUGGAAAUGAAGUUAGAAGUUCUGAAUCAGAGCUUCACUCGUUCGCUGCUCUUGCAUCCCCCUCCAGACCCUUGCCAAGAAUGCUGUUCAACGCCCUUCACUUCACGGAAUAGGACGGCCAUGGCAACAGUGGUUACUCUCUUUGUUACUUUUAUUUUAAUUUUGAUGUUUGCUGUAAAGAAAUGGAAAGCAUCUCAUGGCCAACAAGAGCAUGAACAGGCUAUGUGACUAACCUUUUCCCAGAUUAAAUGCAAAACAACACGUUAUGUAUCAGUAUCUAAUCUUAUAAUCUCUGUACUCUCUUAUCAAGAGUACAAUCCUGUUGCACCGUUAUCUUUGAUCAUGCCACCAUAUCUAUGGCACUUAUUUUUCCCACCAAAAUUUGUAAAGUGCUUAUUCAAAGCCCUAAUCAAGUAGGUGGCCUUGCAUCUCCAAACAUCCUGUUUUAUUACUGGGUGGCAAAUAUGCGUAGCAUUUUAUUUUAUUGUGAAGGCCACUAUGGGUUAAGUGACUGGGUUCCUGCAUGGACAGUGGUGGAGAUUGAUGCUGCAAUAUCUUUUUGAUGAUGGGUGACUGGGGUCCUCUCUGUGUGGAGUUUGCAUGUUCUCCCUGUGUCUGCGUGGGUUUUCUCCGGUUUCCUCCCACAGUCUAAAGACAUGCAGUCAGGCCAAUUGGAUAUACUAAAUUGCC